CCGCCCGUAUUACAUUGUUUUUUCUCUCUAUAUAAAUCAUUACAUUGUACUUUGUUGUAAGUCCGGGGUGUGGUUUUAGCCGAGGCUGCUGCAUUACACGCGGGGAUUUUCUUUCUUUCUUUCUUCCCGAGCGAGAGCAGCCAGAGUUCAGUGGGACAGGCUGCUGGUGGUUUGUGUGACGCGCACCCCCGUGGGUUGGAGAGCGGCUCUGUGUGUGUGUGCACACAGCAGCAGCAGCACACACACCUCUACCUCCACGCUCUCGCACAGCAGACAGCGCAGGCACGGCACAAGGGCGCGCAGGAAGCCAGCCAAAGCCAUUCCCUUAAGCAGCAGCAGCAACGACAACGACCAGAAGAAGAUUAAGCGGAGAGACAAGCGAGGAGCAGCAGGAGGACAACAACCACCAACGACCAAGAGGAAGACCAAGUAAAGACGCACAAUGGCAGCAGCAGCAGGGAGAGGAGGGGGAGGAGCAGGCGGCGGCGGUAAGGACGAGGAGCUGCCCGUCUAUUUCGGCCGCUUGGGCUCCGGCAGUCCCAAGCCUCGACAGAAGUACGGGGGCAUGUUCUGCACGGUGGAGGGCGCGUACGAGAACAAGACUAUAGACUUCGACUCGUACAGCGUGGGCCGACGAUCGGCCGCGGAGACUCCGAACCGGUCCGGGACGCGCUCGCCGGCGUCCGGCGACUCCCCGCCGGGCAGCGUGAGCGGCGGGGAGUCGGCACCCGGCAAUGGGGACGCGGAGAGCGGGGCACCGUUGCCCGGUCCGCCCGGGGUCACCACGACGAGCGGCAACCCGCUCACGAUCAGGGCGGCCACCGGCAAAGAGGCGCUGCAGAACAAUGACGACGACGUGAAGAGUGACCGUCUGCUGAUAAAGGGAGGACGCGUCAUCAAUGAUGACCAGUCGUUCACCGCCGACAUUUACGUGGAGGAUGGCUUGAUAAAGCAAAUCGGAGACAACUUGAUCGUCCCGGGCGGCGUGAAGAGCAUCGAAGCCAACGGACGCAUGGUGAUGCCCGGUGGGAUCGAUGUCCACACCCACCUGCAGAUGCCCUACCUGGGCACCAGCACCAUGGAUGACUUCUACCAGGGCACACGUGCGGCAUUGGCUGGUGGCACCACCAUGAUCAUUGACCACGUGAUCCCGGAGCCCGGCUGCAGUCUGCUGGGCGCGUACGAGCAGUGGCGCGAGUGGGCCGAUGCGAAGGCCUGCUGCGACUACUCGCUGCACGUGCAGCUCACCUAUUGGAACAGUGAGCUCUGCUCCGAGAUGGAAACGCUCAUCAAGGAUAAAGGUAUCAACUCGUUCCUCGUGUACAUGGCUUACAAGGACAAGUACCAGCUGACCGAUGCCGAGAUUUACGAAGCCUUCACGGCCAUCCGCGACCUCGGUGCCAUUGCCUUGGUGCAUGCGGAGAAUGGAAGCAUCAUCGCAGAGGAACAAAAGAGGAUCCUGGGUCUGCAAAUCACUGGGCCUGAAGGCCACGUCCUGAGCCGGCCUGAAGAGGUUGAGGCGGAGGCGGUGAACCGGGCCAUCACCAUUGCCAACCAAACCAACUGCCCCCUCUACAUCACCAAGGUCAUGAGCCGCAGCGCAGCCGAUGUCAUCGCUCUGUCCAGGAAGAGGGGCACGGUGGUGUACGGCGAGCCCAUCACGGCCAGCCUGGGCACAGAGGGCUCGCACUACUGGAGCAAGAACUGGGCCAAGGCAGCGGCGUUCGUCACCUCGCCGCCCAUCAGCCCCGACCCCUCCACGCCCGAGUACCUCAACUCCAUGCUCGCAUGCGGGGACCUGCACGUGACGGGCAGCGCUCACUGCACGUUCAGCACCGCGCAGAAAGCUCUGGGCAAGGAUGACUUCACGCUCAUCCCCGAGGGCACCAACGGCAUCGAGGAGCGCAUGAGCAUCGUGUGGGACAAGGGCGUGGCCACCGGGAAGAUGGAUGAAAACCAGUUCGUCGCAGUGACCAGCACCAACGCAGCCAAAGUGUUUAACCUGUACCCCCGCAAGGGGCGCAUCGCAGUGGGCUCCGAUGCAGACCUCAUCAUAUGGGACCCGGACGUGGUGAAGACCAUCUCUGCCAAGACUCACCACCAGGCGGUGGAGUACAACAUCUUCGAGGGCAUGGAGGUGCGGGGAGUUCCGCUGGCCGUCAUCAGCCAGGGCAAGAUCGUGAUGGAGGACGGCACGCUGCACGCCAUGCAGGGCGUCGGCCGCUUCGUGCCGCGGAAGGCGUUCCCCGAGCAGGUGUACAAGCGCAUCAAGGCGCGCAGCCAGCUGACGGAGCUGCAGGGCGUCCCCCGGGGCCUGUACGACGGCCCCGUGCAGGAGGUGACCGUGUCCUCGCGCACAGCCACCCCGGCCGCUUCGGCCAAAACGUCGCCCACUCGACAGACGGCGGCCUCCGCCGCCUCCCAGGCCUCCAACCUGCGCAACCUGCACCAGUCGGGAUUCUGUCUCUCUGGAGCCCAAGUGGAUGACAAUAUGCCGCGUCGCACCGGACACCGUAUCGUGGCGCCUCCCGGGGGACGCUCGAACAUCACCUCCCUGGGCUAAAGAGAGAGAGAGAGAGCGAUGGAGACGGCGACCAGAGGCACCGCCACUGCCGACCGCCAAGACCGCCGCGAGCGCCGUCAAUGCCCUCAACCCAACAAACCCCACCCGCACGCCAUUGUGACUCCCAUCUCUCAGUUGUCUCGGCGCGCCUGGAUAGAGUCUGUAUCUGCUGCAUGAGCCAGGGGUUUGCCCGCCACAAGCUGCGGUGGCUUUUUCUCUUUCUGGCUGUCAGAUGCAUAUUGCAGCCUGGAAGGGCAAUUUUAUACCGAUAUUAUUAUCCUGGAAUAAUGCGCGCGUUGGUUGGGGCGAUAGCAGCAUUUAACUCAGCUGGUGCAUGGUUCGUCAUGUGAUCAGAUCUUGCAUCGCACGCUUUGGAAAAGAUUUACGUUAAUAUUACCAACGUUUGGUUAACCCUGGAAAUCGUGAAAGUUUUAAGGUCGUAUUCACCAAUUUUUGGGAUCGCACUGCUUCAAGAGUGUGUGGAAAGAAACUGGAGUUCCCAGGGAAUCCCUAAAUGCACAAGUUUAAAUUUCUAAAACUUAUUGCAAAUCGUCUGUCGUAAACACACUGCUCUGCUUAUUGCAUGUGUAGUGAUCCACUCAGAGACACUAGGAGUAGGAGGCACUCUUCACAGGGUACAAGGGAUAACUACACUCUCAGUCAGGACAGCGAACAGACUGCCUGACUGACAACGUCGAGAAGGUGAAGACGGUGACGAAGACUCAAGCAGCCCAACGGGAUUCCACUCCAAGCAACAGCCCCGAACCAUCGCUCGGGGUCGCCUUUUAUCCUCCUAGCGUGGCCUGGCUCUGCCCCCGGCCUUGCCUCCCUUCUAGAACCUACUAGUGGGUUCCCGGGCUUCCCUCACGUGCCCCCCCUAUCACCUUUGCCCUACAUCCCUCUUUCUGCUUAUCACGUCACCUGCUGACAGACAUGGCUGCUGCAACCGCAGAUCCCUUUCUCUGCCAGCAACCAGCGCUAUGCACCAUAGUAAAGCAUUCCAUGUCACUACACAUGCACCCCAUUGCCCAGAAAGGGAGUGUCUUGCACAAGUUCCAUCGUUGUGUUAUCCACCAACCCUACCUCCAAGAGGAUAAAUUACAGACUGAUGCCACCACACCGAUUAAUGAUAAAAAAAAAAAAUACAAGUUUUACCCGAUGAGUUUUAACACACCGUGCCCUUACCAGGCUGCCCCCCGUUUAAAAAUGUCGUCUGAAUUGCAUUGGCAAUGCUUCUCGUUGGGAAACGUGCUUCCGAUCACAAAUGCAGACUCAAUCCAGUUGUGCCGACAGCUUUAGAAUUACUAAAUGCUCAGCAGGAAUGCUAACGGUGGUUGCUCGUAUAAAGAUAACGAUAACAAUAAUAAAGAAUAAAAGUAAGAGUAAGGUCUGAUUUCUUUGUCUUGCCAUAGAUGACCGACUGCUUUGCAGGAUAUUUCUGACGUAGAAGGGUGAGAAAGUGGUCGUGAUGAUUGCUUCUGUUACACGGGAAGUGCCAUGGUGGCUAGGAUAUGUUGACUACCUUGUCUGCUAUACAGGAGGUCGUGGGUUCGAUCUCGACCCUGACGCCUGCUGUAUAUUUGGAGUUUGUGUGUCUCUCUCUCUGAUCAUCAUCACGGUGGCUAGGAGAUGUUAACUACCUUGUCUGUUAUACAGGAGGUCGUGGGUUCGAUCUCGACCCUGACGCCUGCUGUAUAUUUGGAGUUUGCGUGUCUCUCUCUCAUCAUCAUCACGGUGGCUAGGAGAUGUUAACUACCUUGUCUGUUAUACAGGAGGUCGUGGGUUCGAUAUCGACCCUGACGCCUGCUGUAUAUUUGGAGUUUGCAUGUUCUCCCCGUGGUCACAUGGAUUUUUCCCCAGGUCCUCUUGUUUUUCGCUCCACGUUUAGAAACACGCGUUUCGACUAUUUGGCUGCUAUACAUUUCCACAUGAAAGCCACUUCGUGGAACUAUCAUUUGUGGCCAGGUCGCUUGUGAAAAAGAGCUGCAUAGCUCAGUGGGCCUUACCUGGAACAAAACAACAAUUAGUGCAUGCGCAGGACUCACUGAGCAGGAGAAAUAUUCACCACAUUUUGAAUUCGAAUUUACAGUAUUGGUUUUGUACAAACGGUGAGACGAAACCGUCUCAUUACAUCUGGUUCUGCACUUAAUUUUGGUUACAUUUCACCUCUUGAGAAAUUAUAAUUUGGUUUUGACCGACGGGUGACGUACCACACUAUCUGCUGGACAUCUGUGAAAAAGAGCUUUAUGGCUCAUCGGAUUCAUCUAGUAUAGAUAAAUAUUCUGAUUCUCGCGUUAAGGGCGAGUGGGAAUGUGCCGGCCCCUCUAAUCGUGUGCACCAGAGGUCACUAAAAGGGAUCUCAGAGGGAGCUCUGUGAUAUCCGCUUCCGUGGGCCAUUCUCUAACACGGAUAAGUUGCACCACUCUGCGUGGGUUUCAAAAGAUGCUGAAAACACAAUCGGAAUGCAAUCGUGAAAAAAAAUCACAAAUUAUUAAAGAGAUCAACCGUGUGUGCAUGACAUGAGAAUUCGGUUUGGGUUAACGUGCUGUGUUCUAUGGUCACAUCCCAUUGUCCGACACUUAUAAUUUAACUACAGUUUUGUAGCAAAUGGGCUUUUAUUCGAACGCGUAUCCAGCAAGAAGGUUUGUCUGUGCAUGAAAAGUGAGUGCUUGACGACGUUUGUUCUUUUUUUUCAAGGCACUUUGGCCAAAACAAAAGCAUUGACGUGCAGCAGUCAUGAAGGGGGAGUGUUUUACCAUACUGCACCAUACUGCUCAGUGCAGGGUUGGUGAAACCACAUUUUGUCUUUGUCGAGUAUGUAUGUUGAACUUCUUUCGCACCGUACGUAGCCAACCGUGCUAAUGAUAGAUGCGGUGGGGAAGGACAACAAACUAAACACAAAAAGCAGCUCUAAAGAAAUGAGUUUUCAAUUUAUAUUUCAAAGUACACAUCUCCAGUGGCUCCCUAAUAACAACAUAGAGUGCCUGACUGGCAUGGAUGUCCCUAUCCAGAAGAGCUACUUGGGUAUAAAGGGCUCAUUGGCUUCUCUGCCAAAUCAAGGCAGUGUACCACUGAUUUUGAAACAUUCGUGUUUUACACCAGCGCCCCAAACUCUGUGCAACUGGCAAACGUGUAAAGUGUAUCUCUUUAAAAAAGAGUUUUUGGGGAAACUGCUAUAUUAUAACUCUUGUUGGUUUAAAACUCUAGGUCCUGUGGCCCACCCAUGGCUUUACAUUCCAACAGUAUUAUAUAAAUGAUACGUUUAUAUGUAAUACUUGUUAUUUUAGUAUCGAUUUCAUCGUUUGUUAAAAUCAUGUUUUAAGACCAUUUUCUAACUUUUUCUGUAUUUAAAUGUCACAUUCACUACCCUCAUGUUGAGUUUAUAUCUGUCACAUGAUACAUUUUCCCAUAUGCAAAUAUUCACCCAUGUGAGCUGGAGCAUAAAGUGGACAUGUUUUUCGGAGGGCAUUUUGUAUACACACUGCAAAAAGGAAAAAAAAAAACUACCACUUUAUGCUUUGCACCUCGCAUUUUGUGCACAUCGAAUUUGUGCACAUAAAUUUUUCGCUAUUUGAAACUAUUUUCGUUGACAAAAUUGUCAAUUGUACGAUCAUCAUUCCUGUCUCGUUUCACGCCAAAAAAAAAUAACCACUGGUUUUACAGCAUAUUACUUUUUUUUCUCAUCCUUGUCCAUCAUGACACAUUCAACAUGCAGCCCUUGGGGGACCUGUAAAUUAUUCGUCGAAAAAGAAUAUCUGGCUUCAUGCCGUGGGGUCAUGUGUGAACAAGAGGCAAAGGCCACUUCUCAAAACUACUGAUGCCUACAUGAUUUCCACAUAUUUGUUGAAAUAUAUAGGUCGGAAACUGCAAACAGAAACACCUGAGAUUUGAGGUGCCAAUUUAUCAACCAGCCAAUGUUCAUAUGGGGUUGUUUUUUCAACAGCUAAAACGCACUGCAAUGCGUUAUUGCUGCUGAUAAGGAUAAUUUACAAGAUAUAUAAUGUUAUUAUUAAUUUAGACUUAAGGUACCUGCAUUGAAUUGGCUUCAUGAUCCAAUUUUAGAACUGUAUAGUUUAUCCUAAAGAGUAUAGGAAUUGCAAAGUCCUAACAAAUGUCUCUUUUAUUUGAAAACACGUAAAAAAUCUGCUUAAAAUGUUAAGCCAAUACUGUAUGUUUAAACAAAUUGUGAUAACCAGCUACAUUGUCUCCACAUUAAAAUAAAAUUAAGAAGAAAAUGUAGGCCUCAA
Molecule: messenger RNA, 6810 nt
Organism: Lethenteron reissneri (Far Eastern brook lamprey)
Lineage: Eukaryota; Metazoa; Chordata; Hyperoartia; Petromyzontiformes; Petromyzontidae
Product: dihydropyrimidinase-related protein 2-like
Biological process (GO): pyrimidine nucleobase catabolic process
Cellular component (GO): cytoplasm; cytosol
Molecular function (GO): dihydropyrimidinase activity
Source: RefSeq, a predicted model, not a curated record